UAAACAGUAUAAAUACAGCCGUUUACUCUUAAUAUUUGGGACAUAACUACUAUCUACUAGAAGCAGAUAUGUGGAAAAUAACUUUAUUAGUGAUUGUUGCUUUUUCAACCAGCCAAGGAUUUCUAUUUGGCCGAGACCAAUCCAAAUGGAAUGGUUUGAAAGUAACAUGGGGUCUUAAUCCCUUCUCGUCGUUCCAAGAUGUGCCGAGAACAAAAGCAGAUGCUUUACACCAGGGAUGGGUAAAAAAGGACGCUGGUGCUGGUUGCCAAGGUGCACAUUUCAACGGAGAGCGAUUCUGGAAGGACAGUGAUUUGGGUGUGAUUCUACUCUACGAUGUAAAUGGUUUCAUUGCUGGCAUACAGACCGCAUUUGAUAAAAAUACAAGUCCGAACCAGAAUAAUUAUCCGGCACCACAGAUGCAGACUCACCCAUUGGUAGAAGAGGGCGGGAACUAUCAUAGCACCGCAUACUUUAUUCCAUCAGACACAGUAUGCACUACAGGGCGCACAGAAGCCGAUUUUCACCAAGAAGGCACCGGUACAGGGUUAUGGGUGCAAAACGGAACCACCCCAAGCAGCACUGUGCAGAUCCCGAUGACAAUCGAACAGGCACGAACCAGUGCAUGGACAGAGGGAAAAUGUUUUGCUUCUAUGGGAAAGCAUUUCUGGUACAAUCUGAGUAAGGGCAUGGACUGUAAUGACUUCUUCCCUAUGUUUCUACUAUACAAUGGUGGCGUUCUCAACGGAUUUGGCUGGGCUUAUGGGAUUGACAUUACUGCCUCCAGUCGCCUGGAACAUCCCCCGGCGGUCACAUAUGCGCAAUUUAUGGCGGAGGUGCCAACCUGUCUGGGGACAUGGGGAACCCUUACAACACUGCACAUUUACCUAACCGACAGCGCCCUUGCUGAUACUUGCUAGAUCUACAACCUAAUUAUAUUAAAAUUGUGACUGUAGUAGCAUGUGUGUUUAAUUUACAAUAAUUUAUAAAAACUUAUAUAAAAAACUGAAAAUGUC
Messenger RNA from Mya arenaria, 1013 nucleotides. RefSeq lists its product as uncharacterized. NCBI's taxonomy places the organism in Eukaryota, Metazoa, Mollusca, Bivalvia, Myida, Myidae. Bases 69 to 917 code for a protein of 282 amino acids. The record is from RefSeq and is a predicted model, not a curated record. The transcript is spliced from 8 exons.